Aphidius gifuensis is the source of this 6206-nucleotide messenger RNA. It is a transcript of the gene Sema2a, whose product is annotated as semaphorin-2A. The transcript has 14 exons. Gene Ontology annotation, molecular function: semaphorin receptor binding; chemorepellent activity. Gene Ontology annotation, biological process: negative regulation of axon extension involved in axon guidance; positive regulation of cell migration; axon guidance. The record is from RefSeq and is a predicted model, not a curated record. Bases 1589 to 3745 code for a protein of 718 amino acids. Lineage: Eukaryota; Metazoa; Arthropoda; Insecta; Hymenoptera; Braconidae.
AGUCACCGGGUUGAUUCGCGCCUUGCGAGUACAAUUGGUUUGCAUCGAUCUUUGCAUACUACUGAAAUUUUUUAUUUUUCUUUUUUUUUUUUUUCCAAAUAAUCAUUGGGCUUCGAGCCAAUAAUCACAAUUCUUCGUGUACAUGAUUGACGUGCUAAAAAUUUAUUUUUAAAUAAAUAAAAAAAAUUUACUACCUAAAAAACUGCAGAGAUUAAAAAAAAAAAAAUAAAAAAAUAAAAAUAUAGUGAGUUUUAUUUUAUUAUAAAAAAUAAAAUAAAUAUAUAUGUUAAAGCGUUGAAUUUGUGUUAUAUAUAAAAAAUAUAAUAAAUGAAAUUUUAGAUAAGGAAAUAAAAAUGAGGUAUUACUUAUAUCAUAUGGGUGUUAUUUGAAUUAAUAUAAUACAUAUAUAUUACUUAUUCAGUGUUUACCAAAUGUCAAAUUCGAUCUCAAUUUUUAUUCUGCCCCUAUAUAACAAAAUUGUAUAUGCUCAUGAAUGAACAUCCAGAUGAUGAUGGUCUUCUGUUAUUGACCAUAAAGCAAGUUUUACCCUCAAAUUGAUAUGUGAUUCUAAGAAGACACUUGCAACCCCCAUAGAUUGUCAGAUUGCCAGAAUGGAUUAUGGCACACCAGUCAAGUACUGGACAUAAUCAACACCACUCAUCAAGAAUAAUACAAAAUUGCUAGUUCAUAUCUGUCUCAUGACACGUGCUGAGUAAUUACAAAGAUUCUAAUCUUAAUUCAUAUCAUACAUUGGUUAUAAAUUUAAUAUUAUAUAAAUUUUAUUAGAAAUUAUUAAAAGUUCAAAAAAGCUGCAAUAAUAAAAUUUUUUAUUAUUACAAUUACUUUUUGUAUAAUCAUAUGCAAGUCACGUGAAGUGUUUUGCAAUCAAGUUAUUGUGUAUAGCUUUAUCAGCUUUUGUUUGUUUGUAACUGUAUAAUAUUGUCCAAACAAAUAUAUACAUAAAUAUAUAUAUAUAUGUGUACUCAUCAAGACCCAACUCAAACUCUCAAAAUCUAUGUUGUGUCCCGUUAGCUGUACUUGCUCGCCAAUAUCUACGAGUUUGAUUAGGUUACAUAAUUAAUUAUCUAUGCCACAGUGUACCGCGUGGUGGUCGACAAACAUUGCAUAAUUAAGUUGCACAUAUACCAGAUGGCAGUAAAACACGCUUUGUGUACAAUUGAAAACCUUAUAUAACCUUACCAGCAGUUUACCAAAUUCCAUUGCUUGACUUAUUAGUAUUUGUGUCAAGUGUGUGUGUGCGUUAAUACAGGUGUGUGUUUAUAUUUGGUGUGGAUUAAUUAGAGAAAAACAUUUAUCAUAUUCAUCAAAAGGAUUAUCCUUCAGUUUAACAGUGAUUUUAGAUCAAAGAAAUGACAUCAGCUAUGCUUGUAAAAAAUAACCAACUGAAAUUAACGACGAAAAUGUUCAAGUGAAACAGUGAAGUGAAAAAGUUAAAUUCUAAAAAGUGAAAAAAAAAAAAAAGUAGAAGAAGACGAAGAAAAUUAAACACCAUUUAACAAGAAGACAGGUAUUACGAUAUCCGUUGGCGUCGCAAAAGUGGCUGACAACGUGCAGCAAUCGAGAAAUUAUGAUGCCAACGUAUAUCAAGCGAAUGGAUACCAAAAAGGGCUGGACGUCAUGGAUUUCGUGGCUUUGUUUGCUUUUUGUAUUGGUCGUUGGAACAUUGGCAGCUGGAACCCUAGAAAAACUUCAUGAAGAGCACGUUCGUGAAUUCAGCUGUGGGAUGUUAUAUUACAGGACACUUUAUCUGGAUAGCAAAAGAGAUACACUCUAUGUUGGAGCCAUGGAUAAGGUCUUCAGGCUGAAUCUGAGUAACAUCAGCCACACUAGUUGCGAGAGAGAUGCUCUAAAUCUUGAACCAAGUAACGUCGCAAACUGUGUAUCUAAGGGAAAAUCUGAGCAUUUUGAUUGUCGCAAUCAUGUCAGAGUUAUUCAACCAAUGGAAGAAGGCAAUCGACUAUACAUAUGCGGAACAAAUGCUCACUCACCAAAAGAUUGGGUGAUUUAUAGCAAUUUAACGCAUCUACCAAGACAUGAAUUUGUGCCUGGUGUUGGUAUGGGUAUUGCCAAGUGUCCCUAUGAUCCCGCUGACAAUUCAACAGCAGUUUGGGUCGAAAAAGGAAAUCCUGGCGAUUUGCCCGCACUUUAUUCCGGUACUAAUGCUGAAUUUACCAAAGCAGACACAGUUAUAUUUCGCACGGAUCUCUACAAUAUGACAAUUGGUCGUAAAGCAUACAGCUUCAAACGAACCCUCAAAUACGACUCAAAGUGGCUUGACAAACCAAACUUUGUUGGAUCAUUUGAUAUUGGACAGCACGUAUUUUUUUUCUUUCGAGAAACUGCGGUUGAAUAUAUAAAUUGUGGUAAAAGUGUUUAUUCAAGAGUUGCAAGAGUUUGUAAACGAGAUACAGGAGGAAAAAAUAUUUUAUCACAAAAUUGGGCAACUUAUUUAAAAGCAAGACUUAAUUGCUCAAUACCUGGAGAAUUUCCUUUCUAUUUCAAUGAAAUACAGAGCAUCUACAAAGUACCCGGUGAUGAUAGUCAUUUUUAUGGUACAUUUACUACAUCAACAAAUGGUCUAAUGGGUUCAGCAAUUUGUUCUUUUCACAUUGAUGCCAUACAAGAAGCAUUCCGUGGUAAAUUCAAGGAACAAGCAACGAGUAGUAGUGCCUGGUUACCAGUACUUUCAAAUAAAGUACCAGAACCAAGACCUGGACAAUGUGUUAAUGAUACAGAAACACUUCCUGAUACUGUACUUAAUUUUAUCAGAUCACAUCCACUUAUGGACUCGGCAAUAUCACAUGAAAAUGAAAAACCAGUAUUUUUUAAACGUGACAUUAUGCUGACAAGAUUGGUUGUUGAUAAAUUGAAAAUUGAUUUUGUUGGACUGGAUCUCGAGUACAUUGUCUACUAUGCUGGUUCAAGUGACGGUAGAGUACACAAGGUUGUUCAAUGGAUUGACAACAAUGGAGAGUCACAAUCGAUACUACUGGAUGUAUUUGACGUGACCCCUGGUGAGCCAAUUCAAGCGAUGGAAAUAUCCAAGGAGCAUAAAGCACUUUAUGUCGCUUCGGACCAUCGUAUAAAGCAAAUCGAUUUGGUCAUGUGCUCGAGGCGAUAUGAUAACUGUCUACGUUGUGUUCAUGAUCCAUACUGUGGGUGGGAUAAAGAUACAAAUACCUGCAAACCCUACGCACCUGGGUUGCUUCAAGAUGUUUCAAAUAGUACAGCAGACGUUUGUGAUAGUAGUGUUGGUAAACGGAAACUCGUUGUGACAUGGGGACAAUCUGUCCAUCUUGGUUGUUUUGUAAAAAUGCCUGAAGUACUUGAAAAUCAAGAGGUCAAGUGGUAUCAUUACAGUAAAGAAAAGGGAAGAUAUCAAAUUGCAUACAAGUAUGGAGCUGGAGGUGAUAAAUUUAUUGAGACAUCAGAAAAAGGUCUUGUUAUUGUUGGUGUAAAUGAACAAGAUGCCGGAAGGUAUGAUUGUUGGCUUGGUGGUGCUUUACUGUGUUCCUACAAUAUAACUGUUGAUGCACAUAGAUGUAGUGCACCAGCAAAAUCAAAUGAUUAUCAGAAAAUAUAUUCUGACUGGUGUCAUGAAUUUGAAAAAUACAAAUCAGCAAUGAAGAGCUGGGAAAGAAAGCAAGCGCAAUGCGCGUCGAGGCAAAACGAUAGCAAUCAAAAUGUUCACACAAACGAGGUAUACGGUACUCCUUUAGUGUGAUCAAGCCGGUCACUAGACCCUUCAUUGAACAGAGAUUACGACACGAUGAUCCGCAUAAGCAUACAACCAAGUAACGAUGCAUCCGACCAUUUUCAACCUCGGUAUUACAUAACAUUGAUGCUUCUGAUGGUCAACUACCUCGUUGGCAUGUGUUCAACUAUCGGGGAUUUUCGUCCAUCGUGUUAACUGAAUCACGUUAAAAUAAAAAAAAAGUACACAGAAUACAACGCAAUGAAACAACAAAAACAAAAAAAAAAAUAAAACAAAAAGUAUACAAGUGCUAUUGGACAAAAAAAAAUUUAUCAUAAUCAUAAUUAAAUAAAUAUAUAAAUCAAAGUGCAACAGUGUGACUGUAAAAAAAAUAAAAUAAUAUUGAUUGUGCGACGGGACUGUUGAAAAAACAUGGUGAAAAUUGCACUUGUGUUGUUUUUUUUUUUAUUUUUUUUUGUUUUUUUUGUGAAUUAGCAAAUAACAAAAGCAAAAAAAAAAAAAAAAAGUUUCAUUCUGGAGGACCAAGCGACUCGAAGGAGCCGCCAUCAGCCGAAGAUGCCGUUACGCCUUUGCAAGCAAUGUGAGAUAUGUCAACAAAAAAUUAAUAAAAAAAAAGAAAAAUCUCUGUUUUCUCAGACCUGUGAUAAUGGAUGGGUAGCCGAGGCGGCUCGAAAGUUUUAUCAAAAAAUAACUCGAGUCAACUCAUUGAAAAGCAGAAAACAAUCAUGUAACGUGUAUUUUUAUCAUUUAAAAUUUUUUUAUUAUUUUAAUUUUUUCUGUUAUUAAUAAAAAAUAAAUAAGUAAUUUAAAUAAAAAAUUAAAAAAAUUUAAAUACGUUCAUUGUAGAAUUUAAAAUUGAAAAAUGACGGGAGAAAUAAAAAUUAAUUAAUCAAAUAAAAUUAAAAUAAUAACAGAAUUAUCAUAGCAAGGCAAUGAGAAUCGAGCGCGUUAUCAUAACACGUUUUAAAGUUACAUUAUGAGAUUAUUAAAUUUAAUAACUUAAUUGUUAAGACACCUUACAUGAAUGACUCGAUGAGUUUUACAUAUUUAUCUAAUUUUUAAAUUUUUAAUAUUGAUAAAAUAUAAAUUUCAUUUAUCAGCUGAAUGUGGUCUACUUUAAUCCUCAAAAAACAGGCAAGAAAAUAAAUUUAAAUUAAACUCAUGGCCUAACAUUGAAUUUGAUAAAAACUAAAAAAUUAAAAAUUAAAGUUAAUGAAACUGAAAUUUAAACUUUUACUAGUAUAAUUUUCGAGAAUGUCGUAGCUGUGUUAAAUGAGAGCCAAUUCUACAAUAUAAUGUCGUGAGAGUCCAUGUGAAUUUCACUUCACCGAGGUGCUUAAUAAAUAUAAAUACAAACAAACUCAAUGACUAAGUACGUAAACUUACAAACCAGCCAACAAACAACAAACUCGCGUAGUCUCAAAACCAUUUUCACAAUAUCCAUCACUCACUCAUUCAUUCAUUCAUUCUGUUAUUUUAAACUUGUCCAAUUCAACUCUCAUUUUGUCUUUCUCUAUUUUUCUUAUUACUAAUUCUGUACCAUUUGCUCUAUCUAAACUUCCUCUGAUGUCUCAUCUCAUUAAACAAAUUCUUUUAUUUUUUUCUUAUUUUAUAUCAGUCUGUUGAAAUAGUUUUUAAAGUACCACAAAACACGCUCAUUCUCAUGAGCAUCACGUCCUCGCUAUCAUUAUAAAAUGUACAUAUAUUGAUUCAGAAUUAACUUGUAAACUUUAGCGUAAAUUUUAAUAUUAAAAGAAUCAUAGAAAUUAUAAUUAUAGUAUUUAAUUAUUUUUAUUGAAUUCAUAGCCUGCUUUUUUUUUCUGUUCUUAUAAAAUGGAUACAGAAAAAAUUGUAUUUAUAGUCAGGUACAAAAUGGAUAAAUAAAAAACUAUAACAAUAAUAAAUAAAUGAAAAAUAAAAAAAAAUAAUUGAAUUGAUAAAUUAUAUGAAGAAAAAAAUCUCCAAGAAGUAUUUUCUUUUUUUUUUUUUUUUUCUAUAGCAAUUAUUUUCUUUAUUUCAUCAAACUUGGAAUAUUAUUUUUAAUAAUUAUCAUUUUACUAUAUUAAAAUCAAAGUUAUACUUUUUGGAGAUAAUCCCAGUGUAAAAAAGAAAAAAAAAAUGAUGGACCUUUGAAAUAUAUUAUUAUUUUUUAUUUUAAAAAUCAUUUUUGUAUUUGUAUUUUAAAAAUUAAGAAAUAGUUUUAAGGAAAAAAAAAAAAACGUGAUAGUAAUACUUGCCGUCGGUUUGUAAAUAAAAAAUAAUAAAAAGAAAAAAAAAAAACAAGGAAAUAUCGUACGCAUUUCACGUCCAACAUUUUUUAUUCUCAUUGUCUAUUAAUAUUUAUAUUUUAAUUCAUUUGUCUUGUAAUAUAAAUAUUUAUUAUUAUUAUUUUUAUUAUAUUUUUCAUUUAUUUCCAUUUGUUUUUGUAUCGACGUUCGCGAGAUGUUACAGAUCGUUUUACAGAUUCUCG